Molecule: messenger RNA, 825 nt
Organism: Trypanosoma rangeli
Lineage: Eukaryota; Euglenozoa; Kinetoplastea; Trypanosomatida; Trypanosomatidae
Product: nuclear cap binding complex subunit CBP30
Exons: 1
Coding region: 1-825 (274 amino acids)
Cellular component (GO): nuclear cap binding complex
Source: RefSeq, a predicted model, not a curated record
AUGCCGCGAGGAAGUGGAUUUGUACACCUUAACACCCCAGCUGCGAUUUCGUAUUCGCCCGGUGAGCAAGUCUCCAUUUCCGAGCUCCGCCACGCACGUCGACGGGAGGAUUGUGUCGUGCUGCCUCACACCGUCGGAGUUUGGCGGGCAGCGUUUCGAAGUUACGUGAGGGCUGAGGGGUUGUCUCAGUUUGUUGGGGACAUUGAGGCGGAGAGGGAGGGUGAGGGGCCAAUUCUACCUCCGUUGAGGGCGCCACCCCCGGUCUUGGCGUUGAAGCGUCAGACGCCGCAAGAGCGUGUGCCCCAGCAGAGGGUAGUGACUCACGAUGGGGGAGCCGAUGCUGCUGGGCUGCGUUCCUCGUCUGCGAAGGGCAUCAUGAUCGUGUCACGGCAUAAACUUACUGGCGAGCAACGUUUUGUGUAUCCUGACCACGACGGUGUGCUUUCCUCCGGGAUUGUGCCACAGGUUGUCAUCUCUGAAGAAGAAAAAACAGAGCUUGAGGCCGAUCAAAAACAUUACGUUUCACCGCAGGACCUCCCAGAGGAGGAACGUGCGGCGCUGGAGGAGCUGCAGAGUUUGUGGAAGAGCCGCGCCAACAGUCGUAGCGAACAGGGGGCGAGACACCGCGCGGCUGUUGGCACUGCCAUGCCUGACUUGAGCCUUGUUGAAGAAGUCGAGGGGCAUGAAGAUGACAGGCACGCCAAGCGGACCCGACCGGAGUCACGCACGCACAAGACCGAUGCAACUGUAAGCUCAGAGUGUAAUACAGGUGACAUGCUAGACGACGCCUUGCGCUUGGCCGGGGAGAUAUUAAGUCUUAGCUAA